This is a messenger RNA of Ordospora colligata OC4, 345 nucleotides long. RefSeq lists its product as uncharacterized. Lineage: Eukaryota; Fungi; Microsporidia; Ordosporidae. Bases 1 to 345 code for a protein of 114 amino acids. The record is from RefSeq and is a predicted model, not a curated record. The transcript has a single exon.
AUGCAAGCUUUACUGGAGGGUAGUCUUAAAAACAAGACACUGAGAUUUAAUGAUUUAAGAAUCCUAGAAAAGUUAGUUGUAGAUACCAAUAUGGAUGGAGAUAUGUAUAAGAAAGUGACGCAGAAUAAGAUAGAUCCAGAUGAUUAUAAGAAAGCAAAAGAUAUGGCAUUGGAAUCGUUCAUAAUUACGCAGUUUAAUUCUGAAUUGAAAGUAGUACAAGAUGCAGCAAAUAUAAGAUCGAGAAUAUACUCUACAAUGAAUAUUAUUGCUGAUAAUGGUUGUGAUGCAGCCAGAAUAGAAGCUGCAUUGAAGAAUUUUCCAAAACGUGAUGAUUCUCUAAGUUAA